Physella acuta is the source of this 2805-nucleotide messenger RNA. Its product is annotated as protein phosphatase PTC7 homolog. Lineage: Eukaryota; Metazoa; Mollusca; Gastropoda; Physidae. The record is from RefSeq and is a predicted model, not a curated record. Gene Ontology annotation, molecular function: protein serine/threonine phosphatase activity. Gene Ontology annotation, biological process: protein dephosphorylation. Gene Ontology annotation, cellular component: mitochondrion.
UUAUUAACAAAGGUCAUUGGCACAUUUCGAAGGAGACAAAGAUGGAGUCAAAAAAGUAGAGAGUGGUAUUGUUGUUCUCUUGUCAAUUAAACUUAAAUUGAGCUUGACAUGCAAUCGGUGGCCCAGUACGGGAGGAUAGUCGCCCGAGCAUUAGCCGCCGGAAUUCACAAUGAAUUUCAAUUAAAAACCCCGUUUGAUAAACCCAAGGAACCACUUCAUUUAGUCGCUGGAGCAUCAGGAUUUUCUAAGUCAGUGACUAAGUCAAGCCAACUAAGUAAAUGGACAUUUGGUGACGACGCGUAUUUUAUCAGUAGAAACAAAGUAGCAGACGUUAUAGGUGUUGCUGAUGGGGUCGGGGGAUGGAGAAAUUAUGGAAUCGACCCUUCAUCAUUUCCAAGAACUCUAAUGUUAGUAUGUGAACGAAUGGUUAGAGAAGGCCACUUCCGUCCACAGUCUCCUGCCAACAUCAUCGCAGCAGGUUACAGUGAGAUGCUUGAACAGAAAGUUUUAACCUUAGGCAGCAGCACAGCUUGUGUAGUCUCCCUCCACAGAGAAGAAAGAACAAUUUACUCCGCCAACCUUGGUGACAGUGGAUUCAUCGUGAUCAGAGAUGGUGAAAUUGUUCACCGCUCCACGGAGCAGCAGCAUUACUUCAACACUCCAUAUCAGCUGGCUGUGGCACCACCUUCAAGAGAUGGCCAGUGGCUUAGUGACAGCCCUGAGAUGGCAGAAUCUUCUUCCUUCAAAGUAGAAGAUGGUGACGUUUUAAUGCUUGCAACAGAUGGCCUUUUUGAUAACUUGAGUGAAGAUAUGAUUAUUAAAUCAUUAAGUUCAUUGCAUACGCACAAAGAGGAGGAAAGAAUUCAGUCUGCAGCAAACAGCAUAGCAGAACAUGCUUACAAGCUCUCCUUAGACCCUGACUAUAUGUCUCCAUUUGCCCUUUCAGCUUGUGACUUUGGUAUAGACUUACGAGGAGGAAAGCCAGAUGAUAUAACAUGUAUACUAGCAAGGGUGACCAACCAGUCUGAUAUUUUUGUGUGAUUGUGGAUGCUGGCUUGAUUUGACAGAGAACAAAAUUGGUUGAACUGGGGUAACAGGUUGAUUAAAAAUAAUGUCUGUUUGUUUAAAACUUUGCAUUAAAAGGAUGAAAUAGAUUGUAUAAAACAGAUAUUUAACUGUGAUUUGUCAGAAGUUCAUUUUAAAGACAAUUCUGCUUGUAUUUCUAAUACUAACUGCACAAAGAAGCACUGUGCAUAAUCGCAUAAGAGGUGUACAUAUACUCUAAUACCUUAGAUUAGUUGGUUUUUUUUUUAAAUAAAGUUACCACCGAAAAUUAGCAUGUAAAGAGAAAAUAUAUUUUAUGUUUUCAGUUUUGUGUAACCUGGAGUGAAUUUAUUUGUUUUUCCAAAUAGCAACAAUAGAAGUGUUAUGUUUCAAAUUGAUUCUUUGAAUGCAGUUUAAUUUUUGUUGUUUUGAUCAGAUAAAAUCAUUUUUUAGUAAUAAUGUGUUGUGGCAAUUGAUAGAUAAUAAAUUACUGGUGUCAUUUUUAAAUUUAAGGACAAAGGAAUAGACUCAUGACAAUUGCUACAUGUUAAAUUACAGGUGUCAUUUUUUAAAUUUAAGACAAAGGAAUAGCAACUGUGGAAACUCAUGACAAAACAAUACACUAUCUUGUUGCAGUUCUCUGAGACAUGUUGAACUUGUAUGCCUUUUACAUUUUAUGCCAAGUUGUACAACUUUAUAAUUAUUUGUUUUAAAAUAAGACAUUUUUUAAAGUCAUUCAUCAAAGAUUUUUUCAAAGUUUAAUUGAUAAAAUAAACAAUAAGCAUUUUCAUUUGUGUAUAUUUAACAGCUCUUUCAAUCGUCAUCCUCAUUCUCCCCUGUAAUGUAUAUCUCCACAUUUAUCAUUAACACCUUGUACAGUGUAUAUUAAUUUAUUUAGAACAUUCCCUAAGUUGUGUAAUGAUUAAAGAGUGCAUUAAAAGUUUUUGUAUGUAAAUAGAUUUCAUUAACUAGCAGAAAUUCAGUCAAAUUUUAGGAACAAUUUUUUCUUUUAAAGUCCGGUGAAAAUGUUUUACUAAGUUCAUUUAUUGACUUCUCUUAUUAACACAGUAAUUCAAUUAUUAUUCAACCUAAGUUACUAACACAUACUAAGUCGGCUUGUUUAGUCAUUUCUAUCAAGCUAUGUUAUGUGCCAACAAUAAUCAAGAUGUAAUGAUUUGUUUAUAACAAAAUGUGUAUAUAGGUCUUUAUUUGCAGUUGUGUGUUUAGAUUUAACCUAAAGUUUAAUAGACUUGUAGCAUAAAAAGGUGCAAACCCCACUUUGAUGUAAUCACUGAUUUUUUGACAAGUUUCUCAUUUUGUAUUCAUUUUCCAUUGGUGAAAAUGAAAGGCAUACAUAUCAAAUCUUUAACAAUUCCUAUGUUUUGCUCAGAAAAUAAUUUUCAAUUAUUGUUGCUGUUUGGUUGUCUAUAAAUUUAGGCAGACAUUUUUAUCUUCCUGUUAUGAAUUUAAUUUGAAGGUACGUCACAGUUUGACAUCAUAUAAUAACAGAUGACCUGUAGGCAGUAGUGACAGAAUUAUACACUCCCCUACAGUUAAAGUAUGGUAGCUAUUUCUGUUUCAAAACAUUUGUAUUUUGACAAGUGUACAUUCAUGGGCAGUGUUUUUUAGAUCAGCUGUUCAUUUUCCUUUAAUCCACAAUUUGCUGUCAAUACUGAGAUAGCAUUGAUGAAAUGUUUUAAAAUUAACUCCGCUGUUUUAUAUGAUGUAAAUAAUAAAAACAAUAAAAAUUGUUUUAGCUUU